This is a messenger RNA of Prorocentrum cordatum, 417 nucleotides long. The record is from the annotation of a GenBank genome assembly. Lineage: Eukaryota; Dinophyceae; Prorocentrales; Prorocentraceae.
GCUGGAGCAGGGCACGCUGUCCGGCGAGUCGGCGGGGGCAGUUCUGUCUAUCCUCGACUGGGAGGUGCUGGCGGAAUUCAAGAACAAAGUAGCAGACAAGGCCAAGGGCGUCGGUGCCGCGGCGGCGAUGGGCAGGGGCUCGGGGGCCCAGCUGGGCAAGCCUGCGAAGGGGGGCGGCAAGGACGGGGGGGCUGGUCCGCGCCGCCCCCAUACGCUGCCGCGCCGGAGUCGCACUGGGACAGGCGGGGAAGGAUGGGGCAGGAUUCCUCCGUAGGCGACGCGGCGCGCGGUUGCUCUCGCCGCGGUCUGGCGCGGCCUUCCUUGGAGCGGCGCGAUCUCUGGUGCAUACCACAUAUUGCGAACGCUUGCCACGGUUCGGCGAUGCCUUGCUAGAGGCGCAGGCGUUCUUGAUCUUGG